Aspergillus affinis is the source of this 990-nucleotide messenger RNA. RefSeq names its product WD40 repeat domain-containing protein. The record is from RefSeq and is a predicted model, not a curated record. NCBI's taxonomy places the organism in Eukaryota, Fungi, Ascomycota, Eurotiomycetes, Eurotiales, Aspergillaceae. The transcript is spliced from 4 exons. Gene Ontology annotation, biological process: mRNA splicing, via spliceosome. The coding region runs from base 1 to 990 and encodes 329 amino acids. Gene Ontology annotation, molecular function: protein binding. Gene Ontology annotation, cellular component: catalytic step 2 spliceosome.
AUGACCGCGAACAAAUCCUUCCCCACGGAGCUAGCUCACACUCUCAAAACACACAAUGGUCCCGUAAACGCCAUCACCUUCUCCAGCUAUCCUGGAACAUACGUCCUCACCGGCUCCUCCGACCGCGCCAUCCACCUUACCCGGGCCCUUCCCAACAGCAACAGCAAGACGACGGGUCCUGUCGAAACCACAUCCCCGAUCCAGAAAUACGAAGCGCACGGAUAUUCGGUUCUCGACGUCGCGGUAGCAUCAGAUAACGCGCGAUUCGCGAGCGUCGGCGGCGAUCGGCAGGUUUUUCUCUGGGAUGUUGAGCAAGGCGGCACGACGAGACGGUGGAGUGGACAUGGGGCGAGAGUCGAGGCAGUGCAGUUCGCGGGGGAGGGGGAUUCGGUAGUUGUUUCUGGAAGCGCCGACACAACCAUCAACCUCUGGGACGCGCGCUCCAACAACUACAAGCCGAUCCAGACCCUCCUAGAAGCCGGAGACACCGUAUCGUCGCUACACGUGCACAUGCCGACAUAUUCGAUCGCCAGCGGGAGCUACGACGGACGGGCGCGCAUCUACGAUAUCCGAAUGGGACGGGCGUCGGAAGACGUGUUCGCGCACCCGGUGACAAGCGUGCGGUGCUCAGCGGACGGAAAUGCGCUGUUAGUGUCGACGCUGGAUAGCCGAGUCAGAAUGAUGGAUCGGGCAGAUGGGAAGUUGUUGAAGGCGUUUGGUCAGGAGGGGCAGGGGUAUCGGAAUAGCGAGCUGAGGAUUCGGUCGGUGUUUGCGAGGGGGGACGCCGUUGUUCUGAGUGGGAGUGAAGCUGAUCCGACGGACAAGGGAGCCGAGGCGUAUGUGUUUGCAUGGGAUGUGUUGAGUGGAGAGGUCGUUGCGAAGGUUACGGCUGGGAGGGGAGUCAGGGUGGUGAGUUGCGUGGCGUGGAAUGAGAAGGGGGGAUCUUGGGCGGGAGGAUGUUCGGAUGGAUCCGUCAAGGUAUAUCAGUGA